AUGGAGAAGGAUGCCACAGCCGCUCACCGCAGGCACCGGCCAGGCCCCGGGGCACCUCCCUCGGGGGCAAAGGCCAGUGAGGCAGCCGAGCUCCAAAGGAGCAGGAGCAUGGGCGGCCUGCUCCAGAAGGGGGACCCCCCGAGCUGCAUCAAGAAGCUGUACCAGGAGUCAGAGUCUGAAGACCAGGGAAAGGACCUCAAAUGUGACCCUGAGGAGGUCACCAGUCACGCAGACCUGAAGGAGCACAAGUGGGAGGAGAGUCAGCACAUCCUCGGGAAGGCAGACCGUGAGAGUGGAACCGUGGAGCCGGAGGAACAGGACCCCGAGUCCCCACAGCUGGAGGACCUUCUGGAAGAGGAGAAGCCAUCUGUGUUUGUGGAGAUUGAUCUGGGAGACCAUGCCGAGGAGGUGGCCACGUGUGCCACGAGAGAAGAGAAGCGGUCCCAGAUGGACGUGGGGGAUUUGUCAGAAGACGAGACCAGGACCAGCUGGGUGUGCUGUAUCCCCUACUCCACAAGGAAGAAGGUGAAGCAGAGCGUGUAGCAACCCCAGGGAAGACCGAGGGACGAGGGACACAGACAAGCAGCCCUGAGAAGCACCACGCGGCCUGUUGCAGGGGCGCCAGCACCAUCCCAGGCAUGACCCAGACCCGCCGGGCGAACGAUGACACCAUCCGUUAAAAAGACACAAUAAAG
Equus quagga is the source of this 695-nucleotide messenger RNA. It is a transcript of the gene C6H13orf46, whose product is annotated as chromosome 6 C13orf46 homolog. The record is from RefSeq and is a predicted model, not a curated record. Bases 1 to 543 code for a protein of 180 amino acids. The transcript has 8 exons. NCBI's taxonomy places the organism in Eukaryota, Metazoa, Chordata, Mammalia, Perissodactyla, Equidae.